Messenger RNA from Nematolebias whitei (Rio pearlfish), 3603 nucleotides. RefSeq names its product sal-like protein 3. The transcript has 6 exons. Bases 1 to 3522 code for a protein of 1173 amino acids. Gene Ontology annotation, molecular function: DNA-binding transcription factor activity, RNA polymerase II-specific; RNA polymerase II cis-regulatory region sequence-specific DNA binding. The record is from RefSeq and is a predicted model, not a curated record. NCBI's taxonomy places the organism in Eukaryota, Metazoa, Chordata, Actinopteri, Cyprinodontiformes, Rivulidae. Gene Ontology annotation, biological process: regulation of transcription by RNA polymerase II. Gene Ontology annotation, cellular component: nucleus.
AUGCAGGUGAAGGACUCGCUGGUCACCUGGAUCAGAGUCUACCUCACAGGUCGACCACAGUAUGUGAAGCUGCAGAACACCACCUGGGACACCAUGCUGAGCAGCACAGGAGCUCCUCAGGGUCCACCUCACAAUCCUGCAUCUGCAGAAGUUCUGGAUGACUCUGCCAUUGAGGGCUGCACCACUGGAGCUGCUGGAGGCUCUGACAGAGCAGAGGCAGGUGGAGGAUCCAACAGCAGUAUCUGUGAGAGGUGCUGCGCUCACUUCUUCUCUUGGCCUGAGCUGAGCCAGCAUCAGAAGGUCUGCACCGAGGACCCCGUGGUACUCAUUGUGAAGGACAAUCUGCUCCAGGACUCUCUGAUGGAGCCCUCUCCGGUUCCCAGUGUGGCGUCUAGCGACUCAUCUGCAGCAGAGUCCACGGACGCCAGCUUUGAGCUGACGAAAGACAAUGACAGUUUGGAUAUUUUAGAGGAAGGGGGAAGGGAGUGGGAUGAAGUUAUGGAGCUGGACUCUUCCCCUCAAGACAAAUACACAACAUUCAGCCCUCAACCUCCUGACUCAGCAGAAUCCACUUCCUCUCAGGCAUCGGCGUCCGGCAGCUUUGGCAUACCGAGCACCAAUGUCACCCUGGAGAUCCUCCACAGCACCCGUGUGGCUGUGGCCCAGUUCUCCCAGCGAAUCAGCAGCGGUGGUCUGGGAGGUAAAGCAGCAUCGGCUACCAUCCCAGUGAUCCUGGAGCACCUGCUGGCUCUGCAGCAGCAGCAGGUCCACCAGCUGCAGCUCAUCGAGCAGAUCUGCAGCCAGGUGGCCGUCAUGAACAGACAGCCGACCCAGGCUGCGGUAAAUCCAGUGUCCAGGUCUCUGUCUCUGCCGUCAAACCCAGGAACCAUCCCUCCUUCCAUCCUGCCUCUGUCAGGAGCCAUGCCCACCGUUAAUGGACAGGCCACCGUGUCUUUGUCUUCUGCGCUGGAACAGUCCCAGAGCGUCCCUUCACAAACUCUCUGUGGACAGUUGACCUCAGCCUCGUCAGAAAACUCGACCCCAUCUCUGUCGAGCAGCAGCAGCAUGUCUACACUGCUGCCUCUGUUACCACACAGCUGCACCGUCAGUAGCUCUCAGACCCCCAGCUCCUCCAGCCCCCCAUCCCUGACGCCUAGCAGCCUCCUCAGUUCCCCCUGCAGUCUUACAUUUCUACCUCAGAGCCCCCCGAGCAGCAGCGUCAUCUUCCCCAACCCUUUAGCCAGCAUCGCAGCCACGACUAACGCCCUCGACCCCCUGGCGGCCCUGAUGAAGCAGAGGAAAGGCAAACUCCCCAACAUGUCGCUGUUUGAAACCAAGCCCAGCUCAGAGGAGCCCUUUUUCAAACACAAAUGCCGGUUCUGUGCCAAAGUGUUUGGCAGCGACAGCGCCCUGCAGAUCCACCUGCGCUCCCACACAGGCGAGCGACCCUUUAAAUGCAACAUCUGCGGGAACCGCUUCUCCACCAAGGGCAACCUAAAGGUGCACUUUCAGAGGCACAAAGACAAGUACCCCCAUGUUCAUAUGAACCCCUUCCCUGUGCCGGAGUACCUGGACAACGUGCCGACAAGCUCUGGGAUUCCAUACGGCAUGUCCGUCCCUCCAGAGAAACCUGCCUCCUCGUGGCUGGACAGCAAGCCGGUCGUAGCGACUCUUACUGCUAAUGUGUGUCUUCCUCUGUCCUCUGCUGGAUCAGAUGAGCCUGUAAGUGUAACAGCAUCUGUUCAGUCUUAUCAGGCAGCUCCUGGUGAAUGUGUGUCUGUGUCACCCAACUACAGAGGCAGUGAGGGUCGUUUCUCUCCCAUUUCAGACUCGAACCCGUCUCCCGUCUCCUGCUGUCCAUCCCUUAUGGAUUCUAUGCAAACAUCAGAAACCUUGAAGCUCCAGCAGCUGGUGGAGAACAUUGACAAGAAGAUCACCGACCCCAACCAGUGCACUCUCUGCCACCGGGUGCUGAGCUGUCAGAGCGCACUGAAGAUGCACUACCGGGUGCACACGGGUGAAAGGCCCUUCAGGUGCAAAGUGUGCGGCAGAGCGUUCACCACCAAAGGAAACCUGAAGACCCACAUUGGUGUCCACAGGGAAAGUUCUUCAGUUCAGGCGCAGCACUCGUGUCCCAUCUGUCAGAAGAAAUUCACCAACGCCUUGGUUCUCCAGCAGCAUGUACGUCUGCACGUGGUUGGACACACUCCUGAUGCGCUGCAGGCAGUGGAUAACUUCAACAGUCUCAGCAGCAACGAGCUCACAGAUGAUGUCUCGAUGGAAGAGGAGGAGGAGGAGGAAGAAGAAGACGUAGAAAACAUAGAAGAAGAAAAAACUGUUCCUAAACCUUUUAUCUCUGAUUGCAGAUCUCCAUCUAAACCUUUGUCAUCGAGUGCAACAGCUCUGGAGGACCAAAUGAGGAUUCUAAACCACUGUUUCACUGUAACCCCCCCCACUAACGGAGUCAAGGACAGCCUGCUGCUCAGUGCUGACGGGGUUUCAUCAGAGAAGAAGGUGGAGGUCAGCAGCAAACGCAGCCCACGUGUGUCUGAAUCUUCCUGCUCACCUUCUUCCCCUCUUCAGAGCUUCUCAGAUGCCUCAAGAGUCAAAUUACUGGCAGGAAACAACAAACAGGAAACCCACGAGGUUCUGUUGGUCUCGGUGAAGAGAGAACAACCCGAGUCUCCAAAAUCUGCAGCUGACCCGAGAGCAGAGCCGAACAAACACUGUGUGAAGGAGGAGCCCCCUUACAGCCUCUCGUGCCAGCUGAGCCGAGACAGAGGUCAGAACCUCUCCGGCUCCAUCAAAGCUGAGGUGAACGGUCACAGUCAGGUGGAGGUUCCUUUCAGCUCCAGUUGUCCGUCUGUCGGCAGCCCCGGCGUGACCUCCCUCCUCGGCCCGGCGCCGCCUCGACGAGCACCCAAACAGCACAACUGCAGCGCCUGCAGGAAGAACUUCUCAUCGGCCAGCGCCCUCCAGAUCCACGAGCGCACGCACACCGGAGAGAAACCGUUCGUCUGCUCCGUCUGUGGCCGAGCGUUCACCACGAAAGGCAACCUGAAGGUUCACAUGGGAACCCACAUGUGGAACAACGCCCCGGCCAGGAGGGGUCGGCGUCUGUCCGUGGAGAACCCCGGGGCUCUGCUGCGCGGGGAGGCGCUGAAGUUUGGGGAGGCCUUUCAGAAGGACCUGGCGACCCGAGCAAUGAGCGUGGACCCCGGGUUCUGGAGCCGCUAUGCCGCGGCCAUCACCAACAGCUUGGCCAUGAAGAACAACGAGAUCUCUGUGAUCCAGAACCCGGGCCUCGUGCCACUCCACCCGCUGACGGCAGCAAGCGUCACCAGGGGAACGAUAACUGGCCUCAACAGGACCACCGUGGACCUGGGAUCAAUAACCGGCCUCAACAGGACCACCAUGGACCUGGGAUCAAUAACCGGCCUCAACAGGACCACCGUGGACCUGGGAACCAACCGACACUUUUCCAUGCUGAUCGACGACGGCAAAGAAAUCGGAAUCAAUUAAAAUAAAAGCUGAAUGUUGAUGGAGUUUAUAUGCAAAAUAUUAAAGUCUUUUUAUUUGCAAAGCAAAUGAAAAGACUUCUUC